AACAUGAAAGUGUUUCUAAUUCUUGCUCUAGCCUUGGCAUCGGCAUCCGCCAAUCCCUUGGACAACCCCUUGGUUAAUCCCAAUAUUCAAGGACGCAUUACCAAUGGUCAGACUGCCACCGAGGGACAAUUUCCCCAUCAAGUGGGAUUGAGUUUCUCGGCAUCUGGCUCAAGUUGGUGGUGCGGUGGCUCGAUUAUUGAUAGCCAAUGGGUCCUGACGGCUGCCCAUUGCACUAGUGGUGCCUCCUCUGUGACCAUCUACUAUGGAGCUACUGUGCGUACCAAGGCUCAAUUUACCCAGACGGUGACCAGCUCGAACUUCAUUCAGCAUGCCAGCUACAAUUCGGUCAUAUUGAGUAACGACAUUUCCCUCAUUAAGACUCCUUCCGUGACGUUCUCUUCGCUGGUCAGCAAGGUGCAAUUGCCAUCCAUUGCCAGCAGUUAUUCCACCUAUGUUGGUUCUCAGGUGAUUGCCUCCGGUUGGGGUCGUCUCUCGGAUUCGGCAACUAGUGUGGCCACAAAUCUGCAAUAUGCCUAUUUUGAGGUCAUUUCUGUGGCCACUUGCCAAUCCACCUAUGGCUCUCUAUCGGUUACCAGCAAGGUCAUUUGCAUUGCUACACCCAACAAGACUUCCACCUGCCAGGGUGACUCUGGUGGCCCCUUGAUCCUGGCCAGCAACGGCCUGUUGUUGGGCGUCACUUCAUUUGUGCAUCGCGAUGGCUGCGAAUCUGGCGCUCCAGCUGGUUUCACUCGUGUCACCAGCUACUUGGACUGGAUUAAGGACAACUCUGGAGUUUCUUACUAA
This is a messenger RNA of Drosophila willistoni, 804 nucleotides long. RefSeq names its product serine protease 1. Lineage: Eukaryota; Metazoa; Arthropoda; Insecta; Diptera; Drosophilidae. Gene Ontology annotation, biological process: proteolysis. The transcript has 2 exons. The record is from RefSeq and is a predicted model, not a curated record. Gene Ontology annotation, molecular function: serine-type endopeptidase activity. The coding region runs from base 4 to 804 and encodes 266 amino acids.